AUGGCUAUCAUUCAUACCCUGCUGGCCAUUGCCUCUCUGCCUUUGGCAGACCUUGCUAGUGCAGAAAGAGUCUUGGGUGCUUACAUCUUCCAGCGACAUGGAGAUCGCACAGCCAAGGGCCUUCCACCUACAAAGUUGACGGAUCUCGGUUACAAUCAAGAAUACAUGACCGGCAACUUCUUCCAUGAGCGGUACAUCUCGGCUAGCUCGCAGAAUCAUAUCGAGGGCAUUAGCUCUAGCGUCGUCAACCUAGCCCAGAUCAGUGCCAGUGCGCCCCAGGACACUGUCAUUCAGAUUUCCGGUCAAGCCUUCUUGCAGGGUCUCUACCCGCCCGUCGGUUCGGCUGCAAACGAGACUCUUCGCAAUGGAACCACCGUCUACUCCCCUCUGAGCGGUUACCAGCUCAUCCCCAUGGGAGAUGUGCAGUCUGGCAGUAGUAGUGAAGACAAUACAUGGCUCCAAAGCACCUCCGAAUGCAACAACGCGGAGGUGAGCAGCAACGACUAUUUCUACUCGAGCUCGUACCAGCAGCUGCUCUCCAGCACAAGCAGUCUUUACAAAUCUCUCGAAUCUAAUCUCAACAAUACCGUCUCCUCGAGUGGCCUCAGCUUCAAGAAUGCAUUCACCAUCUGGGACUUACUGAACGUUGCUUCGAUCCACAAUGCUUCUGCCAGCAUCCCGUCCGAUGCGGUGAUGGAAGAACUGCUGGUCCUAGCCAACACUCAUGAGUUCAAUCUCGCAUAUAACAGCUCAGAGCCCAUUCGUGCAGUGGCAGGCAUGACGCUGGCCGGUGAAGUGUUGACAUCCUUGAACAAGACCAUCAGUUCUGGCGGCAAGUCCAAGUUGAACAUCCAAUUUGGCGCGUACGCAACGUUCCUGGCUUACUUUGGACUGGCUGGGCUCAGCAAUAAUGUGAACUUUACUGGAAUGCCCGUCUAUGCUUCUUCGAUGACAUGGGAGCUCGUCACAAACACUUCUGGCACAGGGAUGCCCUCGGAGUCGGACAUUAACGUCCGUUUCUUGUUCCAUAAUGGAACGAGCAUCGAGGGUUCAACCGAAUUGGAAGCCUACCCGCUCUUUGGACAGUCCGAUGUGGAGAUUCCAUGGACACAGUUUGUCGACUCCACCAAGAAGUUUGCUAUCACCUCCCAGCAGCAGUGGUGCCAGGCCUGUGGCAAUUCCACUGGUAUCUGCAGUUCCACUUCUGACUCUUCCUCUAAUGCCUCGUCGUCUAAAUCGUCUUCCAGCGGAGGAAUGAGUCUUGCGGUUGCUGGUGUCAUUGGUGCCAUGGUCACCUUGGGUGUUCUUGCGGGUCUGACUGCCCUGCUUCUUCUCGUAUUCAAUCUCCGGUUGGUGCGCAAGUCUACACUGGCUUCUCUUGGCCGUGGAUCCGAAACUUCUAUCACGCCCGUUGCUGAAAAAGCAGCUUAG
Penicillium cataractarum is the source of this 1431-nucleotide messenger RNA. RefSeq lists its product as uncharacterized. Gene Ontology annotation, biological process: dephosphorylation. The transcript has a single exon. Bases 1 to 1431 code for a protein of 476 amino acids. Gene Ontology annotation, molecular function: phosphatase activity. Lineage: Eukaryota; Fungi; Ascomycota; Eurotiomycetes; Eurotiales; Aspergillaceae. The record is from RefSeq and is a predicted model, not a curated record.